Messenger RNA from Gossypium raimondii (Peruvian cotton), 2072 nucleotides. Its product is annotated as GDP-mannose transporter GONST1. Gene Ontology annotation, cellular component: Golgi apparatus. The transcript is spliced from 10 exons. The record is from RefSeq and is a predicted model, not a curated record. Gene Ontology annotation, molecular function: GDP-mannose transmembrane transporter activity; antiporter activity. The coding region runs from base 404 to 1603 and encodes 399 amino acids. NCBI's taxonomy places the organism in Eukaryota, Viridiplantae, Streptophyta, Magnoliopsida, Malvales, Malvaceae.
UAUCAUUCAACCACCCACCCAGCGGCCAACGUGAAAACAAAGAAAUUUCAAAAGCAUAAAUAAAAGAAGAAAAAUCCCAAUAAGUCAAAUAAAAAAGGAAAUCUGGGAGGUUUUUAUUGAAGGGCCAGUUGUUUGUAUUAUUAUUAUUAUUUUUUGUAUACGUUAUCAAACAAACUCAUUGAACUCUUAGCCCUCUCAACUUCCCUUUUUUUAUAUUCUUCUUUUUGUUCUUUGCUUUUCUCGCUCAAAUCUCAAAAGGGUCUUUUCUUUAUUUCCCUCCAAGUUUCUUAAAUCUAUUCUUCUUUGGAUUCUCACUGUUGGGUUUCUUUCUUUGAUCGUUACAGUAUAGAAUUUGAAUGCUGUUUAUGCAUUCAAAUUCCGGAGCUAUCAAUUUCUGAGUUUGAUGGGUUCAAGAACUUUGUCAAUAGGUGCAUCUCUAGAUUCUCCUGAUGGUCAUUUUGAAAGGAAUCACACCGAAAACAGCAGUAUGGUUUCCCUUAAGUUUCAUGAGCCAAAUGGGGUGCUAGAUCAGGGCCAUCAAGCCUCUAGUCCAGUAAGAAGAGAUGUUAACAGGUCAUUAUCUGGAGUAAAGUUUCUUGAAAAUGAUGAUUUGGAUUUGGAGGACGGUAAGUUGGAAAAGGACAGGAAUAAAACAGUACGUAGUAACAAGGCCGUUAAAAUACAAAAUCAGGCAUUAUUAUCUGGCCUUGCAUAUUGCUUAUCCUCCUGCAGUAUGAUACUGGUAAACAAGUUUGUUCUCUCUGGCUAUGAUUUCAAUGCUGGGAUAUCCUUGAUGCUGUACCAGAACUUUAUAUCCGUUGUUAUUGUGUCUAUACUGAGUUCUAUGGGCCUAAUAUCGAGAGAGCCGCUAACAUGGAGGUUGAUUAAAGUCUGGUUACCUGUAAAUGUCAUAUUUGUUGGAAUGCUUCUUACAAGCAUGUUCAGUUUGAAAUAUAUUAAUGUAGCCAUGGUCACAGUCUUGAAGAAUGUUACUAAUGUAAUUACCGCAGUCGGUGAAAUGUAUUUGUUCAAGAAGCAUCAUGAUAGCAGAGUGUGGGCUGCUUUGUUCUUAAUGAUUGUUUCAGCAGUUUCUGGAGGGAUAACAGACCUGUCAUUUCAUGCCAUUGGAUAUUCAUGGCAGAUUGUAAACUGCUUCUUAACUGCAUCAUAUUCUUUGACUUUGCGUAGGGUCAUGGAUACUGCAAAGCAGGUCACUAAAUCUGGAAACCUAAAUGAAUUUUCAAUGGUCUUGCUGAAUAACACACUUUCCUUGCCGUUGGGGAUUCUUCUUAUUUUUGUUUUCAACGAGGUUGAUUAUCUCUACACAACACCGCUUCUAAGAAGGCCUGACUUUUGGUUGGUAAUGACAUUAAGUGGAUUUUUGGGUCUGGCGAUCAGUUUCACUUCAAUGUGGUUUCUUCAUCAAACAGGUGCUACCACAUACAGCCUUGUGGGAUCAUUGAAUAAAAUCCCUCUCUCUGUUGCCGGGAUUGUUCUUUUCAAAGUCCCUACUAGUUUGGAGAACUCUGCCAGCAUUUUCUUUGGUCUUUUGGCCGGAGUUUUUUUCGCGAGGGCCAAAAUGCGGGAGAAAACUCAAUCUUAAAAGACAGUUAUAGUCAAUUUUAAAACUAGUGGCCAGCGUUUACCCCUUAAUAGGCCUACAGAACGUGAAUGAUUAGUCAUUGGGCUUUCUUCCGUGGAUACCUUGGAAACCAAAAAACAAAAAGAGUUAUAAUAGCCAGUAUAUUUAUACAGUGGAUGCAUCCCUCUUGAGUGAAGGUUUGCAUAGUGUGUAACAUGCACCCUGUCAACUUUUGAGUUUUGAGCAUUGUGGGAGUGGUGGAAAAUUGGUUCCCAAUGUAAGUGUAGUUUUUUUAAUUUGGGGGGGGGGGGGUGUUUAACUUUGAGUUUUUAGCAUCUGUUUUUGAUGCUAAACCAAAGUUUGUUGUAUCUUUAUCGGGGACCUUAUUGUUUUUCUUAUCCUUUGUAUUUUUACUAAUUCUUGAAUGUAAUCAAUGCAUCCUUUAGUCAAACUUCAAUUUAAAUGAAAGAAAAAAAAAAGGGUUCACUCA